This is a messenger RNA of Amphiprion ocellaris (clown anemonefish), 2037 nucleotides long. It is a transcript of the gene tat, whose product is annotated as tyrosine aminotransferase. Gene Ontology annotation, biological process: biosynthetic process; aromatic amino acid metabolic process. The transcript has 12 exons. The coding region runs from base 158 to 1582 and encodes 474 amino acids. Gene Ontology annotation, molecular function: pyridoxal phosphate binding; L-tyrosine:2-oxoglutarate transaminase activity. Lineage: Eukaryota; Metazoa; Chordata; Actinopteri; Pomacentridae. The record is from RefSeq and is a predicted model, not a curated record.
ACUUUUGGGCAGGGCUCGACACCCAUUUUCGGCGCUUCGUUAUAAAACCGACUUUAAUGCAUCCUGUCGCCCAAUACUCACCAAAUUCUCUCACACGGAUCAUUAAUCUGCUGCUGCUUUUUGUCUCUGGAGACUUUGUAUUUAAUAUUUAUCAAGGAUGGAGAACAAGUCCUACCUGGUCAAGAUGAACGGAAACGGCGUCCUGGGUAAGGCCGCUGUCAACGGGAAGACCCUGAACGGAGGCGGCGUGAACGGGAAGACGGUGCACGGAAGCUUCCACCACGUCAGCGUCAACGGCAGCUUGUAUCCGGCUAAAACCAAGAGCCGCCGGCAGAGGUGGGAGGUGAAGCCUUCAGAGAUGGCCAACAACACGCUGAACCCCAUCAGGGCCAUCGUGGACGGCAUGAAGCUGAGCCCGAACCCGGACAAGCCCAUGAUUGCCCUGUCCAUAGGCGACCCCACCGUGUUUGGAAACCUCCCUACAGAUGAAGCCGUUCUUCAGGCCAUGAGAGACGCCGUCGACUCCCAGAAAUUCAACGGCUACGCCCCUUCUGUCGGUUACCUGAAGAGUCGGGAGGCAGUGGCCAACUUCUACAGCUGCUCUCAGGCGCCGCUGGAGGCCGACGAUGUGAUUCUGACCAGCGGCUGUUCUCAGGCCAUCGACCUGGCUAUCAGUGUCCUCUGUAACCCCGGAGACAACAUCCUGGUGCCCUGUCCUGGCUUCUCCUUAUAUAAGACCCUGGCGGUUUCCAUGGGCAUCGAGGUCAAACUCUACAACCUGCUGCCUGAGAAGUCCUGGGAGAUCGACCUGCAGCACCUGGAGAGUCUGAUCGACGAGAGGACGUCCUGCCUGAUCGUCACCAACCCCUCCAACCCCUGCGGCUCCGUCUUCACCAAGGAGCACCUGCAGAAGAUCAUCAAAGUGGCCUCCAGACACUGCGUCCCCAUCCUGGCUGAUGAGAUCUACGGCGACAUGGUGUUUCCAGGUUGCGACUGUCCUUCCAUGGCAUCUCUCAGCAGCGACGUUCCCAUCCUCUCCUGUGGCGGUUUGGCCAAACGCUGGCUGGUUCCUGGUUGGAGGAUGGGAUGGAUCCUGAUCCAUGACCGGAAUGACGUGUUUGGAUCCGAGAUCCGACAGGGUUUGAUGAAACUGACCCAGCGUAUUCUGGGAGCCUGCAGCAUCGUCCAGGGGGCGCUAGAGAGCAUCCUGAACAACACGCCUCAGAGCUUCUACAACAGCACCAUCAGAUUCCUCAAGUCCAACUCAGAGAUUUGCUUCAGUGAACUGUCCACCGUCCCUGGACUGAACCCCGUGAUGCCUUCAGGUGCCAUGUACCUCAUGGUUGGGAUCGACAUGGAUCAUUUUCCAGAUUUUAAGAAUGACGUGGAUUUCACGGAGCGUCUGGUGACGGAGCAGUCGGUCUUCUGUCUGCCUGCUUCGGCGUUCGAGUAUCCCAACUUCUUCCGCAUCGUGGUGACGGUUCCGGAGGAGAUGAUGGUGGAGGCCUGCGCUCGGAUCAGAGAGUUCUGUCAGAGAUACUAUCGACCUAGCAGCUGCGACAGCAACGACCUGGACCAGUGAUCCUCCAACCAAUCCCACCAACCAGUUACAAAUCUGCUGCACAGGCCGUCAUCGCCGUGGCAACAACAACAACAAGCUCGUCAGCAACAGACCUGAGGGUGUAAUUUUGGAUGUAAACCGUAUGAAAUGAGAAGACCUAAUAUUUAUAUUUUAUACAGGCAACUUAUGUUAACCUCUACGUGUUUUUGUGUAUUUAUAUAAUUGGUGUAUCAGCUGCAGGAUUAUAAAGCUGCACAUUUUAUGCUACAUUUUUCAAAAUCUAUUUUUAUAUACUGAUAAUCUUCUGCAUUCUUGGCCGGUGUGAAGCUGCACAGGCUCCUAAUCACAACUCUCUCUGUACAUUAUUUGGAUGUUAAUUGUGUUAAAUCACAUUUAGAUGUAUUUUUUUGUUGUUCUGACACAACAUUUUGUUUGUAGUUUUGUUAAUAGUGACCAAAUAAAACAUGUUGAAAUGA